This is a messenger RNA of Oppia nitens, 1248 nucleotides long. Its product is annotated as serine/threonine-protein kinase STK11-like. The record is from RefSeq and is a predicted model, not a curated record. Bases 37 to 1248 code for a protein of 403 amino acids. Gene Ontology annotation, cellular component: cytoplasm. Gene Ontology annotation, biological process: peptidyl-serine phosphorylation; autophagy. Lineage: Eukaryota; Metazoa; Arthropoda; Arachnida; Sarcoptiformes; Oppiidae. Gene Ontology annotation, molecular function: ATP binding; protein serine/threonine kinase activity. The transcript has 2 exons.
UGUUAUAAAUUGAACUAAAUUUUUUUUAACUAAAUAAUGGACAACAAAUAUGAUGAUAAUUAUGUUGAAAGUGAUGAUAAAUGCAAUAAAAUCAAUGAAUCAAAUAAACAUCAAUCAAUUGAUCCGUCGACCACACAAUCGCUGAACCAAACGUCAACUAAUUGUCUACUGAUUGACAUUUCGUCAGACACUCCAGCCAUUGAAUAUGAAGAGAUCAAUGACUACAUUAAGGGUGAAAUGUUAGGCUCAGGUAGUUUUGCCGUUGUCUACGAGUUUGUUGACAAACGGACACUCGUGCGCCGAGUGGCCAAAGUUAUCGGUCGUGGAGUCAUCAAAAAGGAUAGCAAAGGACUGAUCAGACGUGAGAUUGAUUUGGUAUUUAAAUUGCAACACAAAAAUGUCAUCAAAUUUAUCGAUGUCUUCGAAACGUUUAUCGAUAUCUAUAUAUUUAUGGAGUAUUGUGUCGGACCACUCAGUGAUAUCCUUAAAGAAGCCCUUCCUCAAGGAUUACCCAAAUGGCAAUGUCAUCAUUAUUUUGUUCAAGUGAUCGAUGGACUCAAAUAUCUGCAUUCAAAAGGAGUAUAUCAUCGGGACAUUAAAGAAGACAAUCUGUUGGUCAACAAUUCGCAUGACAUCAAAAUCAUAGACUUUGGUGUCAGUUAUGUGGUCGAAGAUUUCUCCGCCACUGAUCUGAUUUAUAAUGAAAUACAGGGAUCACCCUAUUAUAAUCCACCUGAGCUCCAAACAGAUCUACCAUUGAUAAGUGGCUCCAAAUUUGACAUCUGGUCUACUGGUGUACUGUUGUUCCGAUUGGUAACCAAUAGCUAUCCGUUCCUUACGAAUGGUGAAGACAUUUUCAAUAAGAAUUCGUAUAACUUUAUUCGCUAUCCGGAUAUCAUAUUAACGGAUAAACUGUUGCUUAAUCUAUUCAAAGGGAUAUUUAUAACGGAUUAUAAUAAACGGUUCACAUUUAGUGACAUUGAAGAACAUCCAUGGAUUCAAUUCAAACAUCCGACUGAUUGCGAGCCGCGAAUCGAGUUCAAGUCAAAAGAGACGGGCGAUGAAUACAGAGGUAUGACUUUGUUACCGAAACUACGGUUCAAAUAUGAACGCAAAUUGCAAUACUCGGAUCUGACCAGUGAAGCCAACUUAAGGACUGAUCGGGUGAGAGACAGGAGACAAACUGCCGACGGAAGACAUACACCAAUGCAACGGUUAAUACAAUUUGGUUUAUUGGAUCUCAAUUAG